AUGGACAUUUCCACUGCCUCCAUGUCAACACCUCUACUUGAGCUUGUCCGCCUCAACAAGGAACAUGUUCCUGGGUACUUUGAGGUCUGGAAGGACCCAUUCGCAACACGAUGGAGCAGUCACGGCCCCUGUCACACUCUAGCAGAUGCUGAGCAAUGGAUGUCUGAGCUACUACAAGAUGUGAACCCCAAAGGGGAAAACUACGCCGUCAUCCUCCGCAGCGAUCUCGACGACAGUGUCCUCGGCAGUCUAAAACAAAAAAGACAGGACAUGCAUCUGUCUGCCGACUUUAUUACCCCAGGAGCUUUCUUGGGAUGGAUCGGCACCUGGAAGUCAGACCCGGUGCCUGAAGUUGGGUUCAUCCUUCAUCGGGAGGCAUGGGGCCUCGGUUUCGCCACGGAAGCCCUCACCGCGUUCGUGGAUCUGUUCUGGAGAGUCAGGCCCGAAUUUUCCAUUCUAGAAGCAUGGUGUGACACAGAGAAUGAGGCUUCGGCCAAGGUGUUGAGGAAGUGCGGGUUUGACUUGGUUGAGACUGCUUAUGGGGAUUAUUCCUUGUCGUGGAUGACACCUCCUCUGAGAAAUAGCAUGCGGUUUCAGGCAACACGAGAAGUCAUCACGGAUUCGAAGUGA
This is a messenger RNA of Aspergillus clavatus NRRL 1, 630 nucleotides long. Its product is annotated as GNAT family N-acetyltransferase. The transcript has a single exon. Lineage: Eukaryota; Fungi; Ascomycota; Eurotiomycetes; Eurotiales; Aspergillaceae. The record is from RefSeq and is a predicted model, not a curated record. Gene Ontology annotation, molecular function: acyltransferase activity, transferring groups other than amino-acyl groups. Bases 1 to 630 code for a protein of 209 amino acids.